GCAUGCAGGAUUUUAACUACCUGAGCAGUAAUUGUUUUGAGAUAACUCUGGAGCUGAGCUGUGACAAGUUUCCUGCUGAAGAAACACUGAAGACUUAUUGGGAGGAGAACCGCAACUCCCUGGUCAAUUACAUAGAGCAGGUGCAUCGUGGUGUGAAGGGCUUUGUGCGUGACCUUCAGGGCGGAGCCAUCUUUAACGCCUCCAUCUCAGUGGAGGGCAUCGACCAUGACAUCACUACAGCUAAGGACGGAGACUACUGGCGUCUCCUGGCAGCAGGGAACUACAAGGUAUCUGCUUCGGCUCCUGGUUACCUGACUGUCAUCAAGAAGGUGGCUGUCCCCUACAGUCCUGCUAUUAGGGUGGACUUUGAGCUGGAGUCCUUGGUGGAGCGGAAGGAAGUUGAAAAAGAGGAACUGAUGGACUGGUGGAAGAUGAUGUCAGAGACACUCAACUUCUGAACACUCUGAUUGGUCCACAGGGCCACCGGCACGUCUGUGAUUGGUUGACAGGUUGAUCGACGUGUGCGUCUGCAAAUGGAUGUACUAUAUUGUGUGUUGUCCCGCACCUCUGUACAGGUCUUCUCUUGAUUUGAGUUUUUCUGUGUUUAUUUACAUUUUGGUUUAAUGGUUAAUGUUGUUGUCAGGGGUUACCCCAUUCCAGGGGGCUCCAACCCUUUUCUAGCAUGCGAACUACACUUUAUUAACCUAGCUUUCCCCUCUUCUCCCCUACAACUCUUCCCCUGGUCCUUAGUGUACUAGAGGAAGUAGUGGUCAUCUCUUCCCCUGGUCCUUAGUGUACUAGAGGAAGUAGUGGUCAUCUCUUCCCCUGGUCCUUAGUGUACUAGAGGAAGUAGUGGUCAUCUCUUCCCCUGGUCCUUAGUGUACUAGAGGAAGUAGUGGUCAUCUCUUCCCUGGUCCUUAGUGUACUAGAGGAAGUAGUGGUCAUCUCUUCCCCUGGUCCUUAGUGUACUAGAGGAAGUAGUGUUAUCAUCUCUUCCCUGGUCCUUAGUGUACUAGAGGAAGUAGUGGUCAUCUCUUCCCCUGGUCCUUAGUGUACUAGAGGAAGUAGUGGUCAUCUCUUCCCUGGUCCUUAGUGUACUAGAGGAAGUAGUGGUCAUCUCUUCCCCUGGUCCUUAGUGUACUAGAGGAAGUAGUGUUAUCAUCUCUUCCCUGGUCCUUAGUGUACUAGAGGAAGUAGUGGUCAUCUCUUCCCCUGGUCCUUAGUGUACUAGAGGAAGUAGUGUUAUCAUCUCUUCCCCUGGUCCUUAGUGUACUAGAGGAAGUAGUGGUCAUCUCUUCCCCUGGUCCUUAGUGUACUAGAGGAAGUAGUGGUCAUCUCUUCCCCUGGUCCUUAGUGUACUAGAGGAAGUAGUGUUAUCAUCUCUUCCCCUGGUCCUUAGUGUACUAGAGGAAGUAGUGGUCAUCUCUUCCCCUGGUCCUUAGUGUACUAGAGGAAGUAGUGUUAUCAUCUCUUCCCUGGUCCUUAGUGUACUAGAGGAAGUAGUGGUCAUCUCUUCCCUGGUCCUUAGUGUACUAGAGGAAGUAGUGGUCAUCUCUUCCCCUGGUCCUUAGUGUACUAGAGGAAGUAGUGGUCAACUCUUCCCCUGGUCCUUAGUGUACUAGAGGAAGUAGUGGUCAUCUCUUCCCCUGGUCCUUAGUGUACUAGAGGAAGUAGUGGUCAACUCUUCCCUGGUCCUUAGUGUACUAGAGGAAGUAGUGGUCAUCUCUUCCCUGGUCCUUAGUGUACUAGAGGAAGUAGUGCACUGUGUUUCCUGUCAAUAUACCUGGUUAAUGAUGGAUAAUAAACAGCUCUAAGACCCUA
Molecule: messenger RNA, 1821 nt
Organism: Salmo salar (Atlantic salmon)
Lineage: Eukaryota; Metazoa; Chordata; Actinopteri; Salmoniformes; Salmonidae
Source: RefSeq, a predicted model, not a curated record